Messenger RNA from Sinocyclocheilus grahami, 1506 nucleotides. RefSeq names its product T-complex protein 1 subunit theta-like. Lineage: Eukaryota; Metazoa; Chordata; Actinopteri; Cypriniformes; Cyprinidae. Gene Ontology annotation, biological process: protein folding. The transcript has 13 exons. The record is from RefSeq and is a predicted model, not a curated record. Gene Ontology annotation, molecular function: ATP hydrolysis activity; ATP-dependent protein folding chaperone; ATP binding. Bases 1 to 1452 code for a protein of 483 amino acids.
AUGGCACUUCACGUCCCCAAAGCUCCGGGAUUUGCUCAGAUGUUAAAGGAUGGUGCGAAGGAAGUAGGCGAUGGCACAAACUUUGUGCUUGUGUUUGCUGGUGCUCUGCUGGAGCUUGCAGAGGAGCUGCUGAGAAUGGGCCUGUCUGUUUCAGAGUUGAUUGAGGGCUAUGAGAUGGCAUGUAAGAAAGCUCUAGAGAUUCUCCCCGAUUGCGUCUGUUCGUCUGCGAAGAACCUGCAUGAUCUGGAUGAGGCCACAGCCAUGAUCCGCUCAGCCGUCAUGAGCAAACAGUACGGCAAUGAGGACUUCCUGGCCAACCUUAUCGCACAGGCCUGUGUCUCUAUCUUCCCCGAGUCUGGAAAUUUCAAUGUUGAUAAUGUCAGAGUGUGCAAAAUAUUGGGCUGUGGACUGAACUCUUCUAUGAUGCUUCAUGGGAUGGUAUUUAAAAAAGAGACUGAAGGAGACAUCACAUCAGUGAAAGACGCAAAGAUAGCAGUGUUCUCCUGUCCGUUUGACUGCAUGGUUACUGAAACAAAAGGAACAGUACUUAUAAAGAACGCAGAGGAGCUCAUGAAUUUCAGUAAAGGAGAAGAGGACCUGAUGGAGGCCCAGGUGAAGUCUAUCGCUGAUUCAGGGGCCAAUGUGGUUGUGACUGGGGGCAAAGUUGCUGAUAUGGCCCUUCAUUACGCCAACAAGUACAAGCUCAUGUUGGUGAGGCUGAAUUCAAAAUGGGACCUCAGAAGACUAUGCAAAACUGUGGGAGCCACAGCAUUGCCCAGACUGACUCCCCCAACCCCAGAAGAGAUGGGACACUGUGACAGUGUGUACCUGUCAGAGGUUGGAGAUACGCAGGUUGUGGUCUUUAAACAUGAUAAAGAGGAUGGCACCAUCUCUACUUUAGUAAUUCGUGGGUCCACAGAAAACCUGAUGGAUGACAUUGAGCGUGCCAUCGAUGAUGGAGUUAACACCUUUAAAGUCCUUGUCAGGGACGCACGUCUUUGUCCAGGUGCUGGUGCCACUGAAAUUGAGCUGGCGAAACACAUCACCUCCUAUGGAGAAUCUUGCCCAGGCCUGGAGCAGUACGCCAUCAAGAAGUACGCAGAGGCAUUUGAAGUAUUGCCUCGUGCUCUGGCAGAAAACUCUGGCAUCAAGGGCAACGAGCUGAUCUCCAAACUCUAUGCCGCCCAUCAUGAGGGCAACAAGAACUUUGGCUUUGAUAUUGAGGGAGAGGGGCCUGCAGUGAUUGACAUGAUGGAGGCCGGUAUCCUCGAUCCAUUCCUGGUCAAGCACUGGGGCAUCAAAUUGGCCACAAAUGCAGCCAUUACCGUCCUCCGUGUGGAUCAGAUCAUUAUGGCAAAGCCAGCAGGGGGACCAAAAGCCCCCAAACAGCAAGGACACUGGGACAAAGACGGUUGGGAUGAGGAGCCAGACAAAUUUGAUACACAUCAUUAAGAAAUUCAAAAUAAUUGCAAAGGUGCACAAAAACACCACUGUUUGGAGUGCUUA